Scomber japonicus (chub mackerel) is the source of this 1368-nucleotide messenger RNA. Its product is annotated as E3 ubiquitin-protein ligase TRIM21-like. The transcript has 2 exons. The coding region runs from base 1 to 1368 and encodes 455 amino acids. Lineage: Eukaryota; Metazoa; Chordata; Actinopteri; Scombriformes; Scombridae. Gene Ontology annotation, molecular function: protein binding. The record is from RefSeq and is a predicted model, not a curated record.
AUGUCUGCGGCCAGCUGUCUGCUAUCUGAAGAUCAGUUUCGGUGCUGCAUCUGUCUGGAUGUGUUCAUUGAUCCAGUCAGCACACCAUGUGGACACAACUUCUGCAAAAACUGCAUCAAUGAACACUGGAACAGUAGUGACCAGUACCUGUGUCCAAUGUGUAAGAAGGUUUUCUACACAAGACCUGAACUUCACAUCAACACAUUCAUCUCUGAGAUGGUUUCUCAGUUCAGACAGAAAGCCAGAAACCACAAGACACAUGGUGUUGUUCCUGUGAAAGUAGAAUAUGAAGGAAAGAAGGCAGAGCUGGGGAAGACAGAGGCUAAAAUUCAGGAGAUGAUCAAGAAGAGACGACUGAAGAUUCGAGAGAUCAAACACUCAGUUGACCUCAGUAAGGAAGCUGCAGACAGAGAGAAAGCAGAAGGUGUUCAGGUCUUCACUGCUCUGAAGGAGUCUGUUGAGAGAAGCCUGAAUGAGCUCAUUGAGACGAUUGAAGAGAAGCAAAGAACAACAGAGAAACAGGCUGAAGACUUCAUCAAAGAGCUGGAACAGGAAAUCUCUGAGCUGAAGAAGAGACGCUCUGAGGUGGAGAAGUUCUCACACUCUGAAGACCACCUCCACCUCCUCCAAAACUUCCUGUCCCUGAAAGCUGCUCCACCCACCAAAGACUGGACAGAGGUCAGCGUCCGUCCAUCAUAUAAGGGGACUGUGGUGAAAGCUGUGGCUCAACUGGAGGAAACAUGCAGUAAACAGAUGAAGAAGCUGUUUGAGGCUGAGCUGAAGAGGGUCCAGCAGUAUGCAGUGGAUGUGACUCUUGAUCCUGAUACAGCACAUCCUGAUCUCAUCCUGUCUGGUGAUGGGAAACAAGUAAAUCAUGGUGAUGAGAAGAAGAAACUCCACAAAAACCCAGAGAGAUUUUCUAGAUGUGUUAGUGUGUUAGGAAAGCAGAGUUUUUCUUCAGGCAGAUUUUACUUUGAGGUUCAGGUUAAAGGGAAGACUGCCUGGAUAUUAGGAGUGGCCAGAGAGUCGAUUGACAGGAAGGGAAACAUCACACUGAGCCCUCAGAAAGGUUAUUGCACUAUAUGGUUGAUGAAUGGAAAUGAGUACAAAGCCAGUAAUAGUCCUCCAGUCGAUCUCUCUCUGAAGUCUCAGCCUCAGAAGGUGGGGGUGUUUGUGGAUUAUGAGAAGGGUCUGGUCUCCUUUUAUGACGUAGAUGCUGCAGCUCUUAUCUACUCCUUUACUGGCUGCUCCUUCACUGAGAAACUCUACCCAUUCUUCAGUCCCUUUUUAAAUUAUGGUGGUAAAAACUCUGCCCCUCUGAUCAUCUGUCCUGUCAAUGUUUCACACCGGGCAGUGUACAACUUCUGA